GUCCCCCUCGACUUCUAUCGCGCUCACAUCCGUUCGCACCUUCACGCGCUAGCGCUCUGGUACGGCGGUGUGUGGCCUCGUGGUGUUGCCCGUGUCCCCGGUGCUGCUGGUGUGUGUCGUACAACACAAAAAAAAACUCCGAUAAGAAAAUGACGUGUUAAAAGUGGAGCUGCAGGGUGGUUGUCUGUUGCUCGCCCGUAUUCUUAAAGUAUUCUAGCCCUUCGCUGUCCAAAAAUUGCGUACGUGCGUGUCAUUUUCGGCAGCGUGUUGUAGCGGUACCACCGCACACAGUCAGCAGCGGCGGCAGCAUUUAGAGGCGUAUUCUAAGGACAAUAAAUGGAAUUGAAAGCUCCCGGCAGCAGCAGCAGUGUUCGGAGGGUACGGAGUGGAGUGUUUCGGAGAUCACAGAUUUAGUGCACAGCGGGUGGUGCAUCAACAUUUCUGUUACAAAAUCGCAGAGAGAACUACAUUGCGAUCCAAAACGUCGUUCUAAGUAGUGUGUGUGUUUUAGUGUACGCGGAGUGGUCCAAAGUCCCAAAAAUAAGUUAAUUCUAAAAAAAGGGGAUAACAGUAAAACCAGCCCAGAGAAAGUACGUAAAAAGCGUAGGAGCAGCUGAACCAGUCAAUUUACGGAGCACGAUGGCCCGUCACUUGAUGGCAGUGUGCGUCGUCUGUCUGCUCUGUGCGGAUCAUCUGCCCUGCAAGCAACAUUUCUCCGACGAUGGUACGGAGAAGCUCGUGCCCGGCCCUCGGGGGACGUUACGCAACGUGCGAUCGUUGCUCGAUCAGCAGCAGUACGAGCCGGUGGUGGCCGCAUACGACGCAGUGCAUCGAAUAGUGAGGCGCCAUGCUCACCACCAUCACGAGGAAGAGGAAGAGGAUGUGCACACGGAAGGUGUUAGCGAAGCGCCGACGGAGUUCGACCGACUGAUAAAGGGAAAGAUGGAGCUGGCGAUGAGGAAAAUUUUCACCGAAUACGGUGAUCCGGCAUCGAUGACGAUGGAUGUGCAAGGGUUCGAGCGGAUGGUGCGUCAGCUGGGUAUGAUUCGGCUGGUGCAACCGGGAGUCGCAGCACCGAUUGACGGAAGUGGAUCGGACCCAACCGAAACAACGCCCCAGCAGGUAGAUUCUCUAAAGUGCAUUAGCAGCAAUGAUUUUCUACGGCGCGUUACACCACCGAAGAUACGGUCCCAGGAAUGGGAGGAUGCAACUAAAAGUGAUACAAGUAGUAACGAGGCGGAAAAAGAAGGCAGCAACAGCCAACCGACCGACAGUACGUCCGUCGAUGGUGGUGACAGUGUAAAUCAGAAAUCAGGAGCAAAGCUUAUUUUAACGAAUGAUAAGAUACAAAACACUAGCAUUAGUAACAGCAGCGCUAACAGUGAUAGCAGUAAUAAUAACACUAGCAACAACAGCAGUAGUAGUACCGAAGAUCCACUGCUCGUAAGAGUGCUGGUGCCCGAGGAGAAGCAAAUGAAUGCGAGUAGUGACAACAGCACCACAAUCCUUCCACGGGUUGAGUCUAGCGUGAUGCUUGGCGAUCGCGAUCUUUACAGCGUGUGUCCGAUGCUGCUGGGCCAUCUGCUAUCGACCGUGCCGCUGGAACGGUCCGGCUGCUUCGAUGAGGACAGCAUUCCGCCGCUGCUGGUGAGCAGUCUGCUGGACCAGAACGAUCCUCACCAUCACCAUCACCAUCAUCACCAUCACCAUCACGGCGACGGUGGGUCCGAGGCGGCCGUCUGGAUCUACUCGUUCCUCACGAUACUGGGCGUGAGCUUGUGCGGGCUGCUCGGCGUGGCAGUGAUACCGUGCAUGGAUAAGCAUUUCUACCACCACGUGCUGCAGUUCCUGGUGGCGCUCGCGAUCGGCACGCUGUGUGGCGAUGCCCUGCUGCAUCUCCUACCGCAUGCGAUGCUGUCCUCGCUGGGCAACGCCAAGGCUGCGCACGAUGCGAUGAUGUACAAGGGACUGGCGGCGGUGCUCGGCAUCGUGUUCUUCUACUUCAUGGAGCGGUUCCUCACCGUGAUCGCGGAGUGGUGCAAAACGCGCCAGAAAAAGGACAAGCCGCCGUCGCGGGUGCGUGUGAUGCGCGAUCCGGAAUCGACCUCGCUGCACGCGGCGAGCGCGGGCGAGAAGCAGUGCAAGCACAAGUACAGCUCCUACCCGUACUGCUACGACGAGAUCGCGAUGGACACGAAGGACGACCAUCACGAGCACAACACGGGCUCGGGCACGAACGAAAACCACAACAGUGCGCUGGCCAAGUGUGCCAACCAUCAUCACAACGGUGAGCUGAACGCGGACCACGGUUCCUCCGAGUACGCCGGGCUGAACAAUCACCAUGCGCACCAGCACGCGGCACAGGAAGCGAACGAUAACAACACGGUGUCCACCAACCUGGACGAGGGAUCGAUCGAGAGCGAGCAGCUGAACAAUCACCAUCAAACAGGUGCUGCUGGCGGCGGUGCUGGUGGUCGCCAGGGCAGCAAGUCUUCGGAGCCGGCGAGCGGGAAACUGCGCCCGGAGAACUAUACCAUCAUCCUGCGCGAGCACGAAACCAAACACCACGGCCAUUCGCACACGCACGGACACGUGCACUCGCCGCCCGGGUCGCUGUCGGCCGUCGCCUGGAUGGUGGUGAUGGGCGACGGACUGCACAACUUCACCGACGGCAUGACGAUCGGGGCAGCGUUCGCGAACAACAUUGCCGGCGGCUUCUCCACCGCGAUUGCCGUGUUUUGCCACGAGCUGCCCCACGAGCUCGGGGACUUUGCGGUGCUGCUGAAAGCGGGCAUGUCGGCGCGGGAGGCCGUCUACUACAAUCUGCUCUCCUCGCUGCUCAGCCUGCUCGGUAUGGUGUUGGGUAUUAUCGUGGGCCACCAGCCGGAAGCGUCGUCGUGGGUGUUUGCCGUAGCCGCUGGCAUGUUUCUGUACAUUGCGCUAGUUGAUAUGAUUCCCGAGCUCACAUCAUCCCACGGUGCGGAAGAACGGUGCAAAACGUCCGAAUUUGUGCUGCAGUUCCUGGGACUGACGCUUGGCUUCAGCAUUAUGAUGGUAAUAGCGAUGUACGAGCACGAUUUGAUGCUGAUAUUUGUCGAUUGAGGUUGCUGUGCAGAAGGCGCCCUGCGCCGGCAGACGCCAAAACAGUAACUACUUCUUUCUGCUAGCGGUUCACGAUCAGUUAGUUCCUCGACGCAAAGCGUCUUUUUCGCGUGCUCUGCAACAAAAAAACAAGCGUACCAUUGGGUUUUUUUUCAUUGGUGGUGUCCACUGAUAGUAUACACACAGCACGCAGGCAGGAAGUUCUUUCGGCAAAACUUUACUAGCCAGUUUUCAUCCUACACUCGCAUAGACACUCCUACUAACCGUCUAGAGGACCUGUACAGUUAAGAUAUUGGCAAAAGGCGCAACAUGGGAGAAGCAAAAUCACAUGCUACACACGCAGCACGAGCGCACUAUCUCUCUAUCUCUCUACACCGUAAAAAAAGCAGAAAGAAACUCAAAAAAGAAAGUAACAAUCUGAGGAAAAUAUGAUGUGGGAAAACCCGUUUACACAGUAAUAAGCGAAUCGGAAGGAUGGGAAGCUUCUUCUUUAGGCGUAAGCAUAAUGUGAUCGUUGCGAUAAAAAAACAAAAACGUAGUAGAAGCAUUCGAUAUCUCUGUAACCAAAUAAGUUAAAACACGAGCAAAACUGGAACUGAAUCCCAUGAAAGCUAGGGAAAAUGGGAAAACUUAUCCACUAGCUGUCAGUGUAGCUAGUGCAGAAGUGGGGCGAUCCUUUGUACAGUACUAUAUCAUCACCGACUGCUCUACUGUGCGUGUUUCGCGUGCGACUUUAUCACACAAACGUGUGCUUCCGGUGAUGGUGGCAUUCGUUACAAACGAAUCCAUGCUGCACCGGAUGCACUCGUCGAACGUUUCCGGUAGGAAUUUUCAUAGUUUUCCUUUCAAGUAGUAUAGUAGCGUGGCAGGUUUUCUAACACACAAAACAACAACAAAACAAAACAAUACCUAAUGCUUUUCCGCAGGCUCUCAGAGAUAUAGAUAAUACACAACCAACAACAAAAGUAUUACAAGUCUUAAUGCAUGUUACACACAAGCGAAAUUAUAAUGAACGGUAAUCUUACAACAAACAAUUCACAAACACAAUGCAAAAUGGCGCGACCGAUCCCGUGUGUUUGUCUGUUUGUGUGUGAAUUGUGAAAUAAUUUCCCUAUUGGGAUGUCGAUUAGUUUUGAGUAGUAAGUUUCCUUUUUGCGCUUUUCAUCUGUCUCUGCCGGUAUUUGAGUAAGGGUUUUUUUUUUAAUAUUUUUAAUAUUGUUCGGAAAGCGUUACACAUACCUUUUUCAGAUUGUGGCAUUUUUAAUACACUUUUGAGCGCGGUCAUCCACGGAAAAAAUCCUAAAAGAGAGAUAACAUAUUACGAUUGUCCUGUAAGCUGUAAUUCUUUUAUACGCAGUAUGAAAAUGGUACUUAGAAGGUACUUUAAUAGGUUGUUUUUUUUUGGUUUAGUCAGGCAAGGAGUAUCUUAGGAUUGAAGAACAACCAACAAUAGCAACUAAUUCAUGAUUAAUGUCUCCAACACAGUAACACAACAAUUCAACAAUAGGAUUAGUUCAAGCGUUUUUGCUUCAUCUGUACAUAACAUCGUCGUCUUACUACAAACUCUACAAAGGUGGCCAAUUUCAUGUUUCCGUUAUUGUUUUCGCUAUCUAUGGUCGAUGCAAUUGAUCGUUUCGGCCAGCAAAAGGCAGUUUUUUGGCUGAUUUAAGGGCGUUUUUUUUUGGGAGGACAGGAAGGGGCGCGCACGUGCGCUUGUUUUAGUUUCUGCUGCGUUUUAUUUUGCUUUCAAUUUUGAGCACUUCUGGAGAACCUAUCUAAUAAUUCAGUGAGUCAUAGAGAGGAGGGAAACAGCAUCCAAUAACCAAUAACAACUAUUCUUCAACAUGUAGCUCUUAAGUAGAAUAACAAAUUUUGGUAGUCUUUAGUGUUUACAUUUGUUUUACUUUUUGCAACGUUAGGUUUUUCUAUUUGUUUUUUUUUUUCAUUCUUACGCUUUUGAAAACAAUGUAGAAGGCAAUAACAAUAAACCGAAAAUGAUGGUGUUACUACCCCAACUAUGCAGAACAAUAAAGUGGAUUCAAUUUAA
This is a messenger RNA of Anopheles arabiensis, 5149 nucleotides long. RefSeq names its product zinc transporter foi (gene foi). The record is from RefSeq and is a predicted model, not a curated record. Lineage: Eukaryota; Metazoa; Arthropoda; Insecta; Diptera; Culicidae. Gene Ontology annotation, cellular component: membrane. Gene Ontology annotation, molecular function: zinc ion transmembrane transporter activity. Bases 640 to 3102 code for a protein of 820 amino acids. Gene Ontology annotation, biological process: intracellular zinc ion homeostasis; zinc ion import across plasma membrane. The transcript is spliced from 4 exons.